CCCCCGGUGCGGGGCGGAGCAGGCGGCGAGCGCCGAACCCGGAGCGCAGCGGCGGAGCCCGGGCCGAGCCGGGACCAUGAGCGCCCCGACUCGCUCCCUCUCCUCAAACCACCUCCUACCCCGCGCGCCCCGAUCCCAGCCCCCGUUGUCUGUUCUGCCUCCCCCUCUCCGAGCCCCAGCGCCCCCGAACCCAGCUUACGAUUCCGCGGUCCUUUCCCCAAGCCCUUGACCUGCCGCCCCCUUUGGGUGCCUCUCCUAACCCCCGCCGCCUCCUGCUUCUCCGCCUCCAGCUCCGCACCUCGCCAGCCUCGCUUGCCUCCAUUCGCAUCCCCGCCCCUCCAGCCCGCUCCCUCCGGGCCCCCACAUUCCUGCCGUCUGAUUCCUGCCUGAACCGGAGCUCCCAGGAUCCCCCUUCCCCGGCAGUUCCGAUCCCGCUGAUCUCCAGGAUAUGUUCCGAUUUAAGGUGAAACCAUGAAGAGAAGAUAGAACAAAUAAUAAUGCUUUUCCGAAAUCGCUUCUUGCUGCUGCUGGCCCUGGCUGCACUGCUGGCCUUUGUGAGCCUCAGCCUGCAGUUCUUCCACCUGAUCCCGGUGUCGGUAGCUAAGAAUGGAGUGAAUGGCAAGAGUCGAAAGAGAAUCAUGCCCGACCCGGUGACGGAGCCCCCUGUGAUGGACCCUGUUUACGAAGCUCUUCUGUACUGCAACAUUCCAAGUGUGGCCGAGCGCAGCAUGGAAGGUCAUGCUCCGCAUCAUUUUAAGCUGGUCUCCGUGCACGUGUUCAUCCGACACGGAGACAGGUACCCACUGUAUGUCAUUCCCAAAACCAAGCGCCCAGAAAUUGACUGCACUCUGGUGGCUAACAGGAAACCGUAUCACCCCAAACUGGAGGCUUUCGUUAGUCACAUGGCCAAAGGAUCUGGAGCUUCUCUCGAAAGCCCCUUGCACUCACUGCCUCUUUACCCCAGUCACCCGCUGUGUGAGAUGGGAGAGCUCACGCAGACAGGGGUCGUGCAGCAUCUGCAGAAUGGCCAGCUGCUGAGGGACAUCUAUUUGAAGAAACACAAACUCCUGCCUGGUGACUGGUCCACAGACCAGCUUUACUUAGAGACCACUGGCAAAAGCCGGACGCUGCAGAGUGGGCUGGCCUUGCUUUAUGGCUUCCUCCCAGAUUUUGACUGGAAGAAGAUUUAUUUCAGGCACCAGCCUAGCGCUCUGUUCUGCUCUGGGAACUGCUAUUGCCCUGUAAGAAACCAGUACCUGGAAAAGGAGCAGCGGCGGCAGUACCUGUUACGUCUGAAGAACAGCCAGCUGGAGAAGACCUACGGGGAGAUGGCCAGGAUCGUGGACAUCCCUACCAAGCAGCUCCGCGCUGCCAACCCCAUAGAUUCCAUGCUCUGCCACUUCUGCCACAACGUCAGCUUCCCCUGCACCAAGAACGGCUGCAUUGACAUGGAGCACUUCAAGGUGAUCAAGAUGCAUCAGAUAGAGGACGAGAGGGAGAGGCAGGAGAAGAAACUGUACCUCGGGUACGCGCUCCUGGGCGCCCACCCCAUCCUGAACCAAACUGUGGGCCGCAUGCAGCGUGCUGCCGAGGGCAGGAGGGAGGAGCUCUUUGCUCUCUACUCUGCUCACGACGUCACCCUGUCCCCAGUUCUCAGUGCCUUGGGCCUUACAGAAGCCAGAUUCCCAAGGUUUGCAGCCAGGUUGAUCUUUGAGCUCUGGCAAGACAGAGAGAAGCCCAGUGAGCACGCUGUCCGGAUUCUCUACAACGGUGUUGACGUCACAUUCCACACCUCAUUCUGCCAGGACCACCACAAGCGGUCUCCCAAGCCCAUGUGCCCCCUUGAAAACUUAGUCCGCUUUGUCAAAAGGGACAUGUUUGUGGCCCUGGGCGGCACUACUAAUUAUUAUGAUGCCUGUCACAGGGAAGGAGUCUAAAAGGUACGCAGUGAAGCACUCACAGAAUCUAUGCCAAUAAGGAGGGGUGGGAAAAGUCUGCUUUUAGUUCUCUCCAUUGCUAAGGGCACGGGAUGAUUUUUAAAGACUGGAAAUCCAUGCUUGGGGGGCCACAGAGGUGGUUUGGGUUGAACAGCGACUAUGCUAUUAUAAUUGGGUACAUGAGUUCCUUGGUACACAAUGGCCAGUUCAGAGAGAAAGGAAGGUACUUUAUCAUAGCCAGACUUUGCUUACGAUGCCAGAAUAAUACUCUAAUACCCAAAGUUGCCAAUCCCAAUGUGUAUUCUUUUGAUCUGCCUUAGUACUGUAUGAUGGAACCAGCAAACCUCAGCUGAAAGUUUCUUGAUCUGGGACAGUCUUACCUUGUCCUUGUUCAGUGAAAAUAUUCCUGAAGUGAUAUAUCGAAAAUAACAGUGAGAAGACUUGUUCUGUAAAGGUCCAGAGAGUAAAUAUUAUCGACUUUGUGGACCAAAAGGCCACAUGCAGGGUCUGUCACAGCUACUUGACUCUCUUCUUAUAACGUGAAAGCAGCCACAGACAACAUGUGAAUGCAUAAGCGUGGCUGUGUCCACAGGCUGCACAAAACAGGCAGUGGGCCGGGUGAGGUGCGAGGCCUCUUGUUUGCUGACCCCAGUCUCAAAAACAGGCUCUACUACAAUUGCACUUUCAGCACUUUGAGAGGGAACCAGUUGAAUACCAAGAAUUAUUCAGUGGUGCCUCCAGUAAUUUCUGCUAGAAACACAGAAUCUGGUCUGUAUCUGAUAUUAUGUCAGAACUUGAGGGGAAACAAACAUUCGAUCAGAAUGAAUCACAGAAAAACUUAGAAUAAUACUUGAUGUUCAUGAUGAUUGUGGUAUAAGAUAGUUUCGAGUAUCUUAAAUAUGUGUCUGCUGUAGUCUACUUGCUGUAUAUGCUGAAAUUUUUGUAUUCCACUUAGUAUUUUUAUAGUCUAGGAAAGUAUUUUCUAAGACCAGUUUUAGAUGUGCUCUUAAUCCCCAUGUAAUAUUCAAUUUACUCUCUCUGCUUGGUGGUUAGGAGGGAGCCAGAAGCUGAAUUCAGGCACUUUCUUCCAAUAAAAUGAAUUAUGGCUCAUUCCUUUUGAGAAGCUGUAGAAUUGGAUUGAUUUUUAAACCAUUUUUGUCAGUUUCAAAUGGUAAAUUGGAAUUGAUUUUUAAAUAAGUUUUUGGAAGAACUUUGUUACUAGAUAGUAAAAUAAUCUUUAUAAGGUAUUUUAUACAGUAGAAGCAAUUAUAAUUAAAUCUGUGAUUUCUGACUAAAAUGGUGCUAGCUCUGUGUGAAGGAACUUAAAAGUGCAAGUGAGAUUCUCCAGUGUCAUUGGCAUUCCAACCUUCUCUCUGUUUUUGUCCAGUGUUGCAUUUGUUGCAUAUGAAUCUGCUUCUAUUAAUAAAUUUUUGAGGAAUACUUGCACACAAA
Molecule: messenger RNA, 3389 nt
Organism: Phacochoerus africanus (Common warthog)
Lineage: Eukaryota; Metazoa; Chordata; Mammalia; Artiodactyla; Suidae
Gene: PXYLP1
Product: 2-phosphoxylose phosphatase 1
Exons: 8
Coding region: 498-1937 (479 amino acids)
Biological process (GO): dephosphorylation; glycosaminoglycan biosynthetic process; chondroitin sulfate proteoglycan biosynthetic process
Cellular component (GO): Golgi apparatus
Molecular function (GO): phosphatase activity
Source: RefSeq, a predicted model, not a curated record